Mustela lutreola (European mink) is the source of this 2816-nucleotide messenger RNA. It is a transcript of the gene SRSF1, whose product is annotated as serine and arginine rich splicing factor 1. Gene Ontology annotation, molecular function: mRNA binding. Bases 142 to 888 code for a protein of 248 amino acids. Gene Ontology annotation, cellular component: cytoplasm; nucleus; ribonucleoprotein complex. Lineage: Eukaryota; Metazoa; Chordata; Mammalia; Carnivora; Mustelidae. The transcript has 4 exons. The record is from RefSeq and is a predicted model, not a curated record.
CCCCCAUAUCCGUGCGCCGAGCUGAUAAAGGCGCCAUUUUGGAGGGGCCGCGGGAGACGUGGUGUCGCUGCGGGCUUGCUCUGCCGUGCGCUAGGCUUGGUGGGAAGGCCUGUGCUCGAGUCCGCGCUUUUCGUCGCCGCCAUGUCGGGAGGUGGUGUGAUUCGUGGCCCGGCAGGGAACAACGAUUGCCGCAUCUACGUGGGUAACUUACCUCCAGACAUCCGAACCAAGGACAUUGAGGACGUGUUCUACAAAUACGGUGCUAUCCGCGACAUCGAUCUCAAGAAUCGCCGCGGAGGACCGCCCUUCGCCUUCGUUGAGUUCGAGGACCCUCGAGACGCGGAAGACGCGGUGUAUGGUCGCGACGGCUAUGAUUACGAUGGAUACCGUCUGCGGGUGGAGUUUCCUCGAAGCGGCCGUGGUACAGGCCGAGGCGGCGGCGGGGGUGGAGGUGGCGGGGCUCCCCGAGGCCGCUAUGGCCCCCCGUCCAGGCGUUCUGAAAACAGAGUGGUUGUCUCCGGACUGCCUCCAAGUGGAAGCUGGCAGGAUUUAAAGGAUCACAUGCGUGAAGCAGGUGAUGUAUGUUAUGCUGAUGUUUACCGAGAUGGCACUGGUGUCGUGGAGUUUGUACGGAAAGAAGAUAUGACCUAUGCAGUUCGAAAACUGGAUAACACUAAGUUUAGAUCUCAUGAGGGAGAAACUGCCUACAUCCGGGUUAAAGUUGAUGGGCCCAGAAGUCCAAGUUAUGGAAGAUCACGCUCUCGAAGCCGUAGUCGUAGCAGAAGCCGUAGCAGAAGCAACAGCAGGAGUCGCAGUUACUCCCCAAGGAGAAGCAGAGGAUCACCACGCUAUUCUCCCCGUCAUAGCAGAUCUCGCUCUCGUACAUAAGAUGAUUGGUGACACUUUUUGUAGAACCCAUGUUGUAUACAGUUUUCCUUUACUCAGUACAAUCUUUUCAUUUUUUAAUUCAAACUGUUUUGUUCAGAAUGGGCUAAAGUGUUGAAUUGCAUUCUUGUGUAAUAUCCCCUUGCUCCUAACAUCUACAUUCCCCUCAUGUCUGAUAAAUUGUAUUUUAAGUGAUGUCAUAGACAGGAUUGUUUAAAUUUAGUUAACUCUCCAUGCUCUUCAGACUGUGAUAUUGUGUAAAUGUCUAUUCUGCUCUGGUUUGUGUGAACUGGGAUGUUGGGGGUGUUUGUGGUUAUCUUACCUGGGGAAGUUCUUAUGUUUAUCUUGCUUUUCAUGUGUCUUUCUGUAGACAUAUCUGAAGAGAUGGAUUAAGAAUGCUUUGGAUUAAGGAUUGUGGAGCACAUUUCAAUCAUUUUAGGAUUGUCAAAAGGAGGAUUGAGGAGGAUCAGAUCAAUAAUGGAGGCAAUGGUAUGACUCCAAGUGCUAUUGUCACAGAUGAAAUUGGCAGUAUUGACCUUAUACUAAAAGGCAAGGGUUGAAAGUGAUUAUAUAUAUAUAUACAUCUACCUUAAAACAUUUGCAAACAUCUUAUGCAGUUAUCUUUAGCUACAAUUGCUUUGCUCUUUAAACCUUGGCAAUUGUGGCAAAAUUAUAUUGCCCAUUUUGUAACAGUUUAUUUUGCUCCCUUCCCCCCUUUUUUGUUUUAAUAGGGACUAAUGUGGGAAGAACUGGCUAAUUUGUCACAGUGCUUAGUUACAACUGUUAAUGUGUGACCUGCUGUUGGUGUACAUGUGGGUACAGGGUGUCUUUAAUUCCAACCAGAUAGAGUAUAAUAUCAAUACUGCUAAAUCUGCAUGUCCUCUGUGUGACUGAUAUAGCGUUGCUAUUUCAUUUUUUUAAGACAAAAUGAAAGCAAAAUAGAAUUCCAAUGUAUUGGUGUAGAUAAUCUAGUUGGGAAUACUUUUAAGUCUCACCUUCCCCUUUUAAACUAAUAUUCAUAAUUGACUCAUGUUUAAAACACUUUAAUUUACAAAUUAAAUUGCAGAUGGGAGCAUUAGGUUUAGUUUAGACUUAGGGUGGGUAGCAAUACCAGUAAACUUUUCAACUACAUAACUUUUUGCAACCACAAAACCUGUAAUACGCUGUACAGUAACAAGUGUUGGCAUUAUCAGUUGAACUGUAAAUAUAAAAUGCUUCUUCCAAUUAGUCUCUAUGAUGAUUAAGUUUCUAAAAUUUAUCUGAACACCAUUCAGAAACUUGUUUUGGGGAAUUUGAUAGUUAUUGAUGUACAUCUGUUAAACUGAUGACAGACAUAACUCAUCAUUCCCCAGAAACCUUUUUUGAUUACAGUAUCUAACAUUUUGCCUCCUCUUUUUUGGUUUUGCUGGUUAUAAAGGUUUGGAUUGGAGAGGGCUCACUGGAUCCCAAUCCUUGGAGCUGGAUCAUUGGAUUCAAAUCAUAAUGUGGAUAGGAUAGGGAGGAUGAAUUACAAGGAUUCAUGGAGCGGGAUCAGAUUACCAGGAACAUAGGAGUGGAUUCCUGCCCCAACCAAACCGCAUUCGUGUGGAUAUUUUUUUUUUAUUCAACUUAAUUGGCUAUUCCAAAGAUUUUUUUUUUCCUAUUUUUGACGAUUGGAGCCCUUAAGAUGCACGAUGGAAUUGUGUUUUGCAUUUUUUGGUAAAAGGAGCAAAGCGAGGACCUGGAGAUAAUACGCUGGAGCAAUCUCCUUGGAAGGAUUCAGCACGAGUAGAUGGUAAACAUUUAAAGGGGAAAGGGGGGGUUUGUUUAAAUAGUAAAUCAGUAAGUCACUUCUAAAUUUAAAGAACAAAAUUGGAGUUGAAGAAUAAGUAGGUUUCCAAUUGGCUAUUGCCGUUUUUCUUUGAAAAAAAUAAACAUUUUUUAAAAAACUA